GGUACUAAACAGCCGGUCCAUUUUUACCCGGAACUAUGCAUUAAGGCGUAUUUUCAAGACGAAAUGCUUAGGACCGGACAGGGUGUAUGGGAUAAGCGGUCGUUUUUGUACUUAAAGACGUAGAUUUGUUUCGUAUUCCGUUAAUGUGUUUCAUAAACAUGCAUGGAUUUUAAUUGCCGAGUUAGCCCAAAAGAUUAGUAAAUAUACCGGUUCAACUCACUUGCUAACGUCAAGGAUGCAGUCCUGGGAAAAGUAUACAAACCAAGAACUCAGGCUUGGGGUCCCGUUUCUACUAGUGUAACAGUCUAACUUGCAGUGUCUACAACAUUACUCUAACGUCUCAUGAACGACUGCUUUUUGGGGAGCUAACACUAUGUAACUCCAUUUAGUAGUAAAUAUUACUGCAUGUUAAUAUUAGCAGAUUACUUUUUGUUUUAUUACGCUGGGACAGCAACGGAUGAAAACACAGAGACAGAUUGUUAUUUAUAAUUCCCUUUCGUGCCUUGUAUCUUCCGCAUUUAGAGACCAAAGCUCAAAGUCUGGAACAAGAAGCUAGAUCUCCCUAUAUCCGACUACCAAAUAAUUUCAACAGUGUUUCAUGAUUUGUGAAGAUGAGCACUCAUAAAGGUGUGUUAUGGAAGAUCCGGAUGUUAAAUAUUUUUUUGACGUCGACAAGGCGCGUACGGAUCACACGAUUACAUGGUGCGCGUGGACUUGGCACCUCCCCAGCUGCCUCCUGCCCCAAGGUGUGUAUAGUGGGGGGUGGUCCUGCUGGCUUCUACACUGCACAACACCUGGUCAAGACUCGGCCAGAUGUUCAGGUGGACAUUUACGAGCGACUACCAGUCCCUUUCGGCUUGGUCAGAUUUGGGGUGGCCCCCGACCACCCAGAGGUCAAGAACGUUAUGAACACCUUCACCCAGACAGCCCAGCACGCCAGGUGUAGUUUCCACGGCAACGUGAGUGUUGGUAAGGAUGUCACUGUGCAAGAGCUUCAGGAAGCCUAUCACGCCGUGGUGCUGAGCUACGGAGCAGAAGGAAACAGGACUUUGGGCGUACCAGGGGAAGACUUGGCUGGAGUUCACUCUGCCAAAGACUUUGUUGGGUGGUACAAUGGGCUGCCUACAAACAGAGAUCUGAGGCCAGAUCUGAGGUGUGAGACUGCUGUAAUCCUGGGCCAAGGCAAUGUGGCCCUGGAUGUAGCCAGGAUACUUCUAUCUCCUGUUGACAUUCUGAAGAACACAGAUAUUACCCAGCCUGCCCUGGACACCCUGGCAGAGAGCAGUGUCCGUAGGGUGCUCAUCGUGGGGCGCAGGGGACCCCUACAGUUGGCCUGCACCAUCAAGGAGCUGAGAGAGAUGGUGAACCUGCCUGGAACAAGACCAGAGAUGGAAGCAUCUGACUUUGAGUGCAUUGCAAAGAUGCUGAAAGUACUGCCCAGGCCCAGGAAGCGUCUGACAGAACUGCUGCUGAAAGUUGCAGUAGAAACUCCAGAGGAAACAGAGCUAGAGAGACGGAACUCGGCCAAGCGGGCCUGGGGAUUCCGUUUCUUCCGGAGCCCCGUUGAAAUCCUCCCCUCCGAUGAUCUCACCAGGGCCGCAGGGAUACGAUUGGCUGUCAACCGGCUAGAGGGUGAGGGUGAGGAUGUCUGGGCAGUGACCACAGGCGAGGUGGAGGAUGUGGAGUGUGGCCUAGUCAUCAGCAGCAUUGGCUACAAAAGUCUUCCCAUUGACCCUGCUGUCCCCUUUGACCCCCGAAAACACAUCAUCCCCAACACUAUGGGUCGUGUGCAGAAGUGUGCGGCAGGUCUAUACUGCAGUGGCUGGGUGAAAAGGGGUCCCACAGGUGUGAUAGCAACCACCAUGAAUGACAGCUUUGACACAGCCAGGACCCUCUUACAUGACAUGGAUGAAGGGACACUGGACAUCUCCACAGUCAAGCCUGGCUCAGCGGGGGUCACCACCAUACUGGAGAAGAGAGGAGUGAAGCCAGUGUUGUUCUCAGACUGGGAGAAGAUAGACAGUGAAGAAUCAAAGAGGGGAGAAGCCAGGGGAAAGCCCAGGGAAAAGCUGCUGGAUGUGGGAGAGAUGCUGAAGGUGGCCUGGACAUAGGGGCAACACAGGGCAUUUGGAACAGAGGACUCAACAACUAAGAAAUGAAAGAAACACUGACACAAAAAAACCGAAUAGUUUCCAACCGAUUAUAACUGAGGCAACCUGGUUAUAAUGGAAUUCUACACUGAUGUGCUAAUUAAAUGGGAACAUGGCAUACUAAAAUGGGCACUUCAGUUUUGAUGGUGAGAUGCUAAUAAAAACAUCAGGUGUUUUGUUUUAUGCAUGUCAGAUGGGAAUCCCUGUUGUAAAGUAGAAUGAGUAAAAUGUAACUUAAUUUGUCCACCCCAGGGGCCAAUUUCUUUGAUUUCAUGAUUUUGCAUAUUGGAUUGGAAAUGGAUACGAUAACUAAGUAAUAGGUUGAACAAAUCAUUGUUUUAAUGAGGAUUUGGUUUCAGUGCUUUGAGUGUUAUCCCAUAGCUGAAAUACAGAACUUAGUGUUGCUAUUUUCUGUCUAGACAACAAAUCCAUCCAUAAAACAGUUAAACUGUUAAAAGGGAGGAAAUAUUUUUAUAUUUUCUGUCAUAAGUUGAGUGAUUUCUUUUUAACUAAGCUCUACAUUAUUGACACCCUUGAUAAAAAUCAGAAGUAUAAAAAAAAAUCUGAGCUGCUGUGUAACCACGUAGAACUGUAUUUCUUGCUAAUGCCAUUGUUUUAGAAAUCGGGUUUGAGUAACUGUUUUGAUGCUAGUAAUUGUGAAUUCCAAAUUAGUGACAUUUAUUAUUUACCUGAAAUGCUCAAACAGAGGUAUUCCAGAACGUUGGAUUAGUAACUUAUAUGUCUGCCUAUGCAAGAAUGAGCUGUCAAAACAGAACUGAAGCAAACUGAGGGGAAUGAGUGGUUGAUGGAGCUGUGGGUGGGAUGCCCCCCAUACUGCACUGCUUACAAUGUAUACAAAUCUACACCUAACGCAUUCAAUUCAGACCAAAUAAAAAGUGCACCACGACA
Esox lucius (northern pike) is the source of this 3059-nucleotide messenger RNA. It is a transcript of the gene fdxr, whose product is annotated as ferredoxin reductase. Gene Ontology annotation, cellular component: mitochondrion. The record is from RefSeq and is a predicted model, not a curated record. NCBI's taxonomy places the organism in Eukaryota, Metazoa, Chordata, Actinopteri, Esociformes, Esocidae. The transcript has 12 exons. Bases 612 to 2111 code for a protein of 499 amino acids. Gene Ontology annotation, biological process: ubiquinone biosynthetic process.